AUGGCGGCUCCGGAUGGGCGGAUCCAGGUCUUCAACGCCGAGUCCACGAGCGGCGCGGCGCCCAUUCCGGAGCUUCCCAGCCACCAGCUGGAGGAGUUCUUCCAAGCAAGGGCUGCCACGUUCGACAUUGGAGCACGUGCCUCCUGCGCCAGCAAUGUCAGCUCCUUGAUCGUGGACAGCACCCACCAGCGGAUCUUGGAUCUCAUGGUGCGCAGCGAAGCCAUGCAACGUCAGCGCGAGAGUGGGCAGAUCCGGACGGAUGCGGUGGAGCACGCGGUGACGGAGCUGCUGUCGAUGCUGCAUCGCUGCGACUUCUCCCGGCUCACCCAUUCCAUCAUCAACGAUAUGCGGAAAGUCGUGGUCUCCCACCUCGAAAGCGGUGCGACGAACGUCCUUUCCUUCGUGGAGACGCGUGGCGUGGACGCCCUGACCAGGAUGGAACAUCCUCAUUUGCACCGAUUGCUUUAUGGUUUGUGUAGCAUCCCUGCCAUCCCUACGAGGCUCGAAUGUAUGGACUUCGUCGCGAAGUUCCCUACUGAGCUUGAAAGCUGCAAGGAGGCUUUGCAGAUCCUGCGGGCAGGCCUUCAACAGAUCCGUGAUCGACAAGAAGCAUUUCGCUCCUUUUGGACUAUGGCCAUGCAAUUGGGGAACACGCUGAAUGGAUCUCAUGCCGAUCAAGGAUUCAGGCUAAGCAGUUUGUCCAAGCUUUUGGAGUUGAAGUCUCCCUUCCGCAAGGAGAUGAGCUUCUUCCACUUCGUUCUGCUGCAGCUGAGAUCCUCAACGCUUGAUCUUCUCACAGAGCCUGAGUUACUGGAUGCGUUGAGACAAGCCAGUGGCAAACGAACUCAUACAGUGCACCAAGAUGUGGUUGUACAUUUGGAUGGCUUCCGCCACCUGGAGCGGCUGGUCAGCAACGGCACAUUCAAAGGUGAAAGCAUCCCACCAAUGAGGGAUGGCGAGGAUCCCUUUCACCAGUCCAUGGCGGAGUUUGUGCAAGAAUCGAAGGAGGCAUGUGCGGACUUGUGGAGCACAAGCCUUCAAGUCUUUCAGGGCUAUCGAGAUAUGGGCCUCUUCUUCAAUGACCUGGCCUACGUAUACCCUCCGCCUGGGGGAAUAGGGGAGGAUGAUAAGCGCAAGGAUCUCUUUUCAGUUUUGUCAAGCUUCGUCUCAGAUUGCACCCGAGCACGGCAGGACAUCGUGGACUUCAGCCUUCGCGCUCAGAUCUUGGACAGCGGUUUCAGCCUUCCCUCCGACGCGCCGCCGGACGCGGCGCAGGGCGCGGGCACGGUGGUCACGUCGCCGCGGAGCUCCUUCUCUACUCCGCCCAGGGCCUACAGCCCAGAGCAAAGGCCCUGUGUGGGCAUUGGUGACGAGCUCGAACCCAAUGUUUCAAUCUUCAACUGCGAGCCCUUGGGAAGUCCCUUGGACCCUGUGGCCGCCUCGCCCAGCAGAGAGGGCCCGCUGCUCCGAGCUCCCUGCUCCAUGCCCUGCGUGGCAACGCCGACCGUGCCACCGCCCAACCGAUUGGCCGCGAGCUUGAAGCCAUGCAGUCCGAACCAUCCCAAAGGUGCACCAUCCUGGCAACAAAACUUGCCCGGCACACCGACACUCUUGAUGAGCCCGACCACUCCGCAGGGAGGAACAGUAGGAAGACACUGCAGAAGUCCAGAGCAAGAAUACAACAGGGUCACGCGGAAAAGCCUGGCCAGCUGCGUUUCGAAGGUCGCCGCCCAGGCGAUCGGCAGCAGCAAUGCCCAUGUGCGCGAGCCACGCGAGUCUGGGACUGAAAUGGAGUUCCUCAGUUCCAGCACCAAUGACUUUAGCUCCGUGGCUGCAAGGGGCAUUCGUUCAGACGGCGAGGCCCAGGUUCGCAAGAAGAAAACUGUGCAACGAGAUGCGCGCCGAGAAACCCAGCGGGCUGAGCGUGUCGGAGACCUGCUCGCUUUGAGUCCGGAGCUUUUGUUGUUGGCACGGCAGUUCUUUGCCUUGCAUGCUUUGCUGGGCUUGCUAGGUCUUUUGGUUGAGGCCUUGGCGCAGACCGUGACCUUGGCAGGCCUUUGGAAUGUGGCAUUUCCCGUCACUGGAAUGCACUUCGCACGAGAGAACGGCGGAACCAAUCGAGCCGUACGCUGGUGGAUUGCUUAUUGGCUACUGGAGACCUUGUUCAGCUUCUUCCAGGGCCUCAGCAGGGGCGACACAAAUCUGCGAGUGCUGGCACUCUAUGGCCUGCAGUGGUUGGCCUUGGCCAGGCUUUGGUGCUGGCUGCAUGUGCAGCAAACCUCCUCGGUACAGUUCUACUUGAACAUCGUCAUUGAGAGUGGCAAGGAGCAUUGGCUGAGCCGGGCCACUGCCAGCACCAUCCGCAGCACUCGCAGCACGUCUGUCGACCUGUUGGCUGACAAGACCUUUGCGGAUGACAAGUACGCCUCGCGCUUAGCCGAAAGCGUCGAGAACAUGAUCCGCGACAAGCUCCGGGAUGAGGCGGCGAUCAUGGCCAAGGCCAAGAAGCAUUUCCAGCGCGGGAAUCUCAUCGUCGUCCUUGUUUCCAUCGAGCGGAUCGAUAUGCGGAAGAUGCUCGAGCUGAAGGGUGAGCAGCAUCGUCUACGGCGAGUGGAUCUGAUCAUGAAAUGCCUUCGCUUCAUACCCAUUCCGCUGAAAUUCGAUGUGGAGGAAGUACUCCUCACCCAGCUUUGUCGGAACAUGAUUGGGAACGUGCCAUCCCAGCUCACUCGACAGAUGUGUGAGAUCGGAGGGGUGAAUGUGGAUGUUGAAGCCAAGUCGAAAGAUCAACAGGCUGACUACCUACUGGAAGCGAUGCGACAGCUCGACGAGGAAGACAUCCAGGAGGCCAAGAACCGGCGGAGUUAUGCCUUUGGAGGCGACGAGGUUUGGCCCUUCUUCUGUGGCUAUGGCCAUGCCAAGGUGUCCCAAGCGACAGUUGAGAGUGACCUUUUGGGCAAGACAUGGCAAGGCUGUGUUGAACUCUUGGCUUUUGUAGAGGCAUUCCCUGCCGUGACUUCUUGGGUUUUGAGGUUUGUCGUCCUCGCAAAGCGCCAGAUCCAGUUUCGCCAGAUCGAGUCAGUCAGAACACUCACAUCAGGGAGGAAGGUCCAGUCACCCGGAAGGGAUACAAGACCUGCACUCUCAGCUGAGACACGAAGUCGUGAAGCGAAGGCGGAGAUCCAAUGGCUCCAUGACGAGCAGCGUGCACGAGCUGCCCAGCACGCAGAGCACGCCUCGGAGCUCUCUGGGCGGAAUGGCCGAGAGCUACCCAGGACUCCUCCCCUGUCACCAGUGAAGGAACGUGGAGAAACUCCAUAUCGCACCGUGGCACGCAAAGACAUUCUUCAAACCAAGGUGGUGUCAAACACCGCUGCGACAUCUCCCUUGAGUGAGAACCAUGCCUUCCAACACGCAACGAACGGUCUGACUCCCUUUGUGGGUAGGUCGGGACGUCAGGUGGUUCAUGUGGCCACCGUCGACCCUGAGGCUGCAACUCAAGCGGGUGAAGAUUCUCGUCGUGGCAUUUUCGCACAUGCGUUGCUUUUGGCGAUCGACAAGCUGUCCCGCGUGGGGCGCGACAACUACUCUGUUGGCAUGCUCUUCAAUGCCUGGCUCUUGGAAGCUGAGCAGGUCUUUAAGGGCCUGCAGGAGAUGGAGAUCCUAACUCCUGAGUUCUUCUCCCCGGACGCCAUGGCCUGGCCUUUGGUACCACCAGCCCGGGACGCCCGGUCGCUGCGGAGCGGAGGGACGGCAUGUGAGCCGCUGGCGAGGCCAGGUCGUUCGGUUCGCCGGUUUUCGCGUCCAAACUUGGGGUCCUCGAGUGCCACUUUCGGUGCCGCCGGACAGCUCCCCGAGGAGUUGAAGAAGUUGGGGUUCUGGAAGUUUCAUGAGUCCCCGCAGCCCACGACGGCAGCUUUGGUGCCGGGGACCGCAGAGAGCGGGUCCCGUUUCGGGUGGGCAGAAACCAUCGACCGUGCAGGCAUGCAGAGGACACUCUCGCAGAUGAUGACCAAGGAAUUUUUACUGAUCUCUCGUGGCAUGCAGGUUGCCGAAAACAAGGCCAAGCUCUUCAAGAGCAAGUCCAGCUUCAACACCACCUUGACGGCCCUUGUAUUGGGUGAUGCAGCUCAGGGUACCCUGCCUGCGGCGAACGACCAAGUCGUCCACGCCUUGGAUCGGGUGAGCCAAGUUUGGGUGACCAUGGAGGAGUUGUUGCGAAACAAUGUGGACACGGUCAGAGGUCCACAAGGCUUGGUCAACAUGAGAGUGCUGGAGGAACUGGCAUAUUUGAACGUGCCAUUGCUGGAUGCUUCAGACCAUGUGGUGAGCACCUUGGUGGACGCGGCCAAGGUCGCGGGUGAGGCCACCAGCGGACUUGUGGUCGAUGUCGCUGGGCGCCAGCGGUCACUGAUCCAACGGAUGGCCAAGGAUGUCUUGUUUCUGUCACAAGGUGCCUCAAUGGCCUACAACAUGCAAGCAUUCAGACAGACCAAGAGCCUCUUCGAAGACUCCCACCGCGGCAUCAUUGAGGGUGUUGCCUUUGUAGGGCUUCCAGUCUUGGACCAAGUGUGCACGCUGCACCAGAUGUAUGAGGUGAGUUACUACUACUCCCAGAUGCGGCCCUUGCUGACGGAAAUCACCAAUGCGAGGACCGCCACGGCGAGCCAGGCAGCUGCGGAGCAUGUGGUGGAGCAGGUGCUGGAGCUCAUGGACCCCUUGUUUGUCUCCAUGGUGAAGGCUGUUCCGUGGAAGGCGCGCAAUGUGAGCGCCACAGCCUUUGCAUUGAAUAUGGCCAGUCAUCAAGCGGAGCUGGCCUCGACUGUGGUGGAGUACAGCUUGCUCGUCUACUCGGGCCACGAAGCAGAAGAGAAUUGGCGUUCGUUGAAUCGAUCCAUUAAGGCCCGCAGCGCGGCCCGCAGCGCUUGA
Durusdinium trenchii is the source of this 4929-nucleotide messenger RNA. NCBI's taxonomy places the organism in Eukaryota, Dinophyceae, Suessiales, Symbiodiniaceae. The record is from the annotation of a GenBank genome assembly.